GUUUGCGGGAUGUAAAAAUCUGGUUGGAACCGGUUUUUCCAUCUUAUAUUUCUAUAUAAAAACUUUAUAAAAAAAGAUACGGCCAUUAUUUUACAUUUAAGAGAAACCAUCGUCUAUAUCGGCUUGUUCUGUCCUUCCGAUUAUUUCGCGUCUCCUGUAGAAGCCGCGCACAAUGCCUAAAAGAAAGGCUGAAGGUGAUGCCAAAGUUUCCAAGGCUAAGCAGGAGCCUGCAAGGCGGUCCGUAAGGUUGUCAGCUAAACCACCUCCUCCCAAACCAGAGCCAAAAAAGAAGGCAGCACCUAAGAAGGCUGUUAAAGGAAAGAAGGGCAAGGCUGAUGCUGGAAACAAUCCUGCUGAAAAUGGAGAUGCCAAGUCAGACCAGGCACAGAAGACUGAAAGCACUGGAGAUGCCAAGUAAACUGCGUGUGAUCUUUUGAUAAUUCUGUGUACUCUUGGUGACUGUACAGUUUGAAAUAACUAUUUUUUAUCCAGUUUUAUAUAAAAAAAAGGUUGUUAGAUUUCCAUUGUUAGUUUCCUACAUUUUGUUGUACUGAACCAUUGUGUUGCAUAAGGGUUUUCUUUUUUAUUUCAUUUUUCAAUGCCAUUGUGUUGUUUUUGGGUUUUGUUUUGUUUAUUUUGGACAUUCUGUAAACUCCGUCCAUGACAUGCUACAUUAGGUCUCCCCCUUUUUUUUUAUUAAACAUUAAUCUUUAGAAGUUCAGUAGUGUUUUUUUUUCUUUUGUUUUUUUUUUAACUCCUUAAUCUAAUUGUAAGGCAGCUAAUGUGGUAUUCUUUGGGUUAUUCUUUUAGGGUAACGCCAAAUCCUCCCCUUUUUGUGUAAUUCUAGUACAUAAUGAUUUAAAGCUGUGCUAGUAUUUGAAUAGAACAUGAGUUUAAAGUGUGAAUUUUCUCUCCCCGUUUUAAAUGAAUAUGUAAUACUCUGAUUGCUUCUGUAUUGCUUAUAAUUUUAUUUUGGUUGAAACUCAAGUGGUGGUUGUCUUUAUAUAUUAAAAAUCAAUCUUAAAGGCUUGCAUUAAUAAAAAAAAAAAGUAAUGUUUGACUUAAUUAUCUGGAGUUUUCUCCAAACCUGUACUGUAUAUGAAGGACCUUAUUUCCUUAUGGGCUAAACUAAUGUAGGGGUCACAAAAUUCUGGGCUACAAUUAAAGUCCGGAAGUGUGGUAUGAGAUGGUGCUUUUAGCAUUUAUGGACUUGUGUUAUCACAAGUUUUCAAAUAAACUAUAUGUUUUCAUAGUACAACAA
Messenger RNA from Erpetoichthys calabaricus (reedfish), 1261 nucleotides. It is a transcript of the gene hmgn2, whose product is annotated as high mobility group nucleosomal binding domain 2. Gene Ontology annotation, cellular component: chromatin; nucleus. The coding region runs from base 173 to 418 and encodes 81 amino acids. The record is from RefSeq and is a predicted model, not a curated record. Gene Ontology annotation, biological process: chromatin organization. Gene Ontology annotation, molecular function: nucleosomal DNA binding. The transcript is spliced from 6 exons. Lineage: Eukaryota; Metazoa; Chordata; Cladistia; Polypteriformes; Polypteridae.